Juglans microcarpa x Juglans regia is the source of this 718-nucleotide messenger RNA. Its product is annotated as DET1- and DDB1-associated protein 1-like. The coding region runs from base 246 to 482 and encodes 78 amino acids. Gene Ontology annotation, cellular component: Cul4-RING E3 ubiquitin ligase complex. The record is from RefSeq and is a predicted model, not a curated record. The transcript is spliced from 5 exons. NCBI's taxonomy places the organism in Eukaryota, Viridiplantae, Streptophyta, Magnoliopsida, Fagales, Juglandaceae. Gene Ontology annotation, biological process: positive regulation of proteasomal ubiquitin-dependent protein catabolic process.
UUUACCAUACGCAGCACUGAAGAGGCUGGUUCUAGAAUCAGGGCAUUGUGCAUUUGUGCCAUCUCUCUCUCUCUCUCUCUCUCUCUAUCUCUCUCAUAGUCUAUCUAGAUUUGGGUGCAGAAAUAAGCGUUUGAUGGGGUCUAUGCUCGGUGACUGGCCGUCGUUUGACCCUCACAACUUCAGCCAACUGCGACCGUCCGAUCCUUCUAGUCCUUCGUUCUAGUGGAAGAGGCUACGCCAAAUACAUGCCAGUUACCACCAUAGUACGAGUAAGGCUGAGAAUGACGCCUACAACUUAUCAUCCUACUCACAGCCGCACCCUUCCACCACCUGAUCAAGUGAUAACUACUGAGGCCAAAAAUAUCCUCUUGAGACACAUCUAUCAGCGUACUGAAGAGAAGGAUUUGAGACCGAAGAGAGCUGCGACUGAAAAUCUUAUACCCGAGCAUGGAUGCAAGCAACCAAGGGCAUCACCCUACUGAGCUCUGUCAGAGUCCAACAAAAUUAAUUUAUUUAAACGAUCUUGUCAUGGCAAAAAUGAGUGGUUUUGUUGUUGACUGAAGAGGGUAUUUGAAUGGUCAUUGUUGUAAAUUGCUUUGGCAGAAGUGAGAAAUGUACAUUUUCUGUUUACAGAUUAUGCAUAUAGUUGGGUGAUUCCUGGUUAUAGUUUACAGGGAAUGAAAUGAUUGGAGAUGCUGCUCUCGCCAAUUCACGUAAA